AUGCCAAAGCGCAAGCAGAUUCGUGCGGAAGGCCGAGGUACAUCGGAUGACACGGAUGAUUCUAGCAACGAAAGCGGGAGCCCUUCAGACAGGCCGGAUGGAAAGAGAGUCAGAUGGCAAGGCAAAGGCGGGUUGACGCUUCAGGACGAAUACUCAGAGGCAAGUUCGGACGAAGAGGUUUCCGAACCCUCUGAAAAGACCCAACAGACCUGCCUAGCUGCUCUGUGCUCUCACGGCAGCCUCGGAUGCGCAUACUACGACCCAAAUACAAGGGUGCUGUCCCUCCUAGAAGACACACAGGACACUCUACACUUCGAUCUUACACAAAUGUUGCUGGAACAAGUCAAUGCGGACGUCGUUUUGACAAGCACCAGGUCAGACGACGAAUUCAUUGAUGCGUUGAACGGUCACAUGGAAGGGAAGGAUUCCCUGUUUCAAAUCCGCCCUUGCAAAGAUUUCGCGGCUUCUAAGGGAAAGAGUAGACUUUUAUCGCUGAGCCGUUUUGCCACACUAGCAUCCGACGACCAUGUCCUUCCACCAUCUUCUGACACUGGCUCAGACUCCUCUCGCGACCGUCCUCACAAUGCUUAUGAUUUCAUGCGGUCGAGACGUGAGGUAACAGGCGACCCAACGGCCAAACGCUGGAAUGCCUCCGUUAGGUUGUCCAACUUCGCUUCAGUUGACUCUGCCCCUCUUUGUAUGGCUUCUGUUGGCGCACUUCUGGAUCAUAUCGUUCGAGAACGUGCCUCAACCGAUUUCGAUGACGACGGCGUUGGCAGUCUGGAUAUCUGCGAUAUAGAGAUUUUAUCGCUAGAUCAAGUAAUGCAAAUAAAUGCAGAUGCCCUGCUGUCUCUCCAAGUAUUUGAAAAUGAAAGUCAUGCUUCUGUUCACUCUGACAAGACGAAAGAAGGCUUGUCGCUCUUCGGGAUUUUGAACAAUACCAAGACCACCUUGGGUCGUACUCUUCUCAGGACAUGGCUACUGAGGCCUUCGCUAUCCCUACAAGUUAUUCGUGAUCGUUUAGAUGCCGUGGGAUGCUUCGUGCGACCCGAAAAUCUAUCCUCAGCUAGCCUCCUCCGAACGCAUCUCAAGGGUCUCAAAAAUAUACCCAGAAUCAUGGGUUUGAUGAGGACUGGGAAAUCCAAACUAGUAGACUGGCAAGGUCUUGUCAAGUUUACAUACCACGCAACAAUGCUCAGAGACUCAUUGUCUGAGCUGCAUGAGGCAAGUGGAAUCGACGUUGUGAAAAGGCUCAUUCGAGCCUUGGACACUGCAACUUUCAAGGAGUUGGGUAGCAGAAUCAACGAGAUCAUUGAUUGGGAAGAAUCUUCCACCAAUGAACGUGUAUGCGUGCGACCUCAUAUCGAUGAAGACCUGGACAACAGAAAGCAUGUUUAUCACGGGAUCGAUUCAAUUCUGUCAACCGUUGCAGAACAAAUUGCCGAUACCGUCCCACCCGAUUUCGCGGCCUCUCUCAAUGUUGUCUACUUCCCUCAGCUAGGUUAUCUCAUAUGUGUCCCGAUGUUAGAGGAAUGGCGCUCAGAGGCUGGCAUUCAACCAAUUGAGGGUUGGUCAUUUCAAUUCUCUUCUGAAGAGUUGGAGAUAGUGCAGAAGCUCCUCGAAGAAGUGUUGGCAUCCGACGGAGCUAUCGGAGGCGCAUGCGAUGUUUCCGGGGAGCUUGAUUGUCUUCUGUCGUUUGCAGAGACCUCAAGGCUGUUCAACUAUCAACGUCCAGAAAUGGUCGAGGAAAAUGUCAUCGAAAUACUUCAAGGAAGACACCCCUUGCACGAGCAAGUUGUUGACACGUUCGUGCCCAAUGAUGCUCGCAUUCUCGGCGGAGCAGGAAUCGAUUCUAAUCUCGAUCCACCUGAUGACGACCACCAAUGGAACAGUGUUCUGCUUUGUACAGGAGCUAAUGCAUGCGGAAAGAGCGUGUAUUUGAAACAGAUAGCUCUCAUCCAGAUAAUGGCUCAGCUCCUUCCGCCCCCUUGGUGUGACUGGAUUCGCUUUGCAGCACGUGCUCCAACUGGCGACGUCUCCACAGACGGUGCAGGAUUGUUCUGUGGAGUCCUUCAGCACCUCCUCAACCGCGGUUCUAAUUGCCCCAAAGUCCUUGUCGCUACUCACUUCCACGAUGUUUUCAAUGAGGAACUUCUCGACCCAGAGUGCAUACCCGUCUCCUUCCGCCAUAUGCAGGUCAUGUUCACGUCGAGAACCGGUGCGGUUGUGGAGUCCAGUUCUUUUGACCCUUCUUCUGCUACUGGCUGCACUUCGCCUUCAGCCAGUACUGUCGAAGACGAUAUAGCAACGAGGAAAAUAGGGCCGGCUGAGAAGAUAACUUAUCUAUACAGAGUUGCCGAAGGUCUCUCUCUGGAUUCACAUGCGGCGAAAUGCGCGGAAAUAUUCGGUAUACCAUUGAGGAUCGUUGAGAGAGCACAAUAUGUCAGCCACUUGUUGUCUACUCAUGAACUCGGGCGUCUCCUCGAUGAAGAAAUGUCCGACAUAGAACGUAAAGAUCUGGAAAAUGCGGAAGCUGUGUGUCGUCGCUUCCUGGCUUGGGACCUCAAAGCUGAUGAAGAGUCGGACCUUCACGAGGGUGAAGUUAAGAGAAAACUUAGACAAGUUUUAGGAAAGGGAACAGGUGAUGAGGACGACGAUACGGACGACGAGUGA
Messenger RNA from Cyclocybe aegerita, 2673 nucleotides. NCBI's taxonomy places the organism in Eukaryota, Fungi, Basidiomycota, Agaricomycetes, Agaricales, Hemipholiotaceae. The record is from the annotation of a GenBank genome assembly.